Molecule: messenger RNA, 1512 nt
Organism: Coccomyxa subellipsoidea C-169
Lineage: Eukaryota; Viridiplantae; Chlorophyta; Trebouxiophyceae; Coccomyxaceae
Product: Poly(A) polymerase
Exons: 9
Cellular component (GO): nucleus
Molecular function (GO): RNA binding; poly(A) RNA polymerase activity
Source: RefSeq, a predicted model, not a curated record
GAGCCUUUCUCUCGCGCACCUCCCACCACCAAAGACUUUCAGCAGACCGCUGACCUUGAACUGUGUCUUCGAGAACAGGGCCUUUACGAGAGCAAUGAGGAGGCAGUGCUGCGAGAGGAAGUGCUGGGGCGCUUGGACAGGCUUGUGAAGGAGUGGGUGCAGAGGGUGUGCGCCUGGCUGGGCUUGGGAGAGUUUGGGGAAGUUGAAACAAAUGCGAAAAUCUUCACCUUCGGCUCUUACCGCCUGGGUGUGCAUGGACCUGGGGCCGAUAUUGACACCUUGUGUGUCGGUCCGCGGCAUGUGUCAAGGGACCUUCACUUUUUCGGGACUGAAGAGCACUGCCUGCAGAAAAUGCUCUCCGACCUUCCAGAGGUGACAGAGCUGCAGCCCGUGGUGGACUCGUUUGUGCCUGUCAUCAAGAUGAAGUUCUCCGGUGUCAGCAUCGAUCUCCUGUACGCCCAGCUGGCCACUGCGGUGGUGCCAGAGAACCUGGAUGUGGGCGCCAUCUCCACUCUCCGCAACGCAGACGACAAGAGCGUCCGAUCCCUCAAUGGCUGCCGCGUCACAGACACCCUCCUGAACCAGGUGGAGUCGAUCGAGACCUUCCGCACGGCGCUGCGGGUGAUCAAGCUGUGGGCUGAGCGGCGGGGCAUCUACUCCAAUGUGGUCGGCUAUCUGGGCGGCGUCAAUUGGGCCAUCCUGGUGGCCUACACCUGCAAGCUCUACCCCUGCGGCAUCGCCUCUGUCAUCGUGGACCGCUUCUUCAAGGUGUUUGCGAGGUGGCCGUGGCCGACGCCGAUCAUGCUGCGGGAGAUAGAGCACGAUGCGAUGGGGCUGCAGGUGUGGGACCCGCGCAUCAACCCCCGCGACUCCAUGCACCUCAUGCCCAUCAUCACCCCCGCCUACCCCGCCGCCAACUCGUCCUACAACGUGUCCGAGAGCACGCUCGCCGCAAUGAAGGCGCGCACACAACUCCAUCAAACCUGUCUGCUGCAGGAGGAAUUUGAGCAUGGCGAGAAGGUGUGCACGAGGAUCUUGGCCGAGGGAGGCCUCACCAAGUGGCACAAGCUGCUGGAGCCCGUCCCCUUCUUCAGGAACUACCGGAACUACCUGCAGGCGCGCCUCUUCCUCACCCCUUCCCAAUUCAUCCCAUUUGCAACCUGCUGCUUUAUGCACUGUAUUCUCCAGGAGGCGUGGGACGGCUGGGUGCACUCGCGGCUGCGCCAGCUGGUCAUGCGGGUGGAGCCCUUUGUGACGGUGCGGCCGUGGCCCAAGGCCAUCUUCCCGCCGCGUGGCCCCGAGGCGGCCGGCCAGCCGCGCCGCUGCUUCUACUUCAUGGGCCUCAAAAAGAAGCCGCUCCCCUCGCAGCCCGGCGGCCGCGCCUCCAGCGUCAAUCUCAACAAUCCCGUGCAGGAGUUCAAGAACCAGGUGAUGGGGUAUCUGUCGUGGAAGGAGGGCAUGCACGUGCUCAUCACGCACCAGAUGCAGAAGGCGCUGCCAUCCUUCGUCCUG